Messenger RNA from Halichondria panicea, 2095 nucleotides. RefSeq names its product phosphatidylinositol 3,4,5-trisphosphate 3-phosphatase TPTE2-like. Gene Ontology annotation, biological process: protein dephosphorylation; phosphatidylinositol dephosphorylation; transmembrane transport. The record is from RefSeq and is a predicted model, not a curated record. The transcript is spliced from 13 exons. The coding region runs from base 36 to 1946 and encodes 636 amino acids. Gene Ontology annotation, molecular function: phosphatidylinositol-3,4,5-trisphosphate 3-phosphatase activity; monoatomic ion channel activity; protein tyrosine phosphatase activity. Gene Ontology annotation, cellular component: plasma membrane; cell projection; nucleus. Lineage: Eukaryota; Metazoa; Porifera; Demospongiae; Suberitida; Halichondriidae.
GGCUCGUUAAUAAUAAACAGUCCUCGGGCUAAAAGAUGGCCUCCAACUCACGUCUUCGUUCGAAGUCUUUGUCUUCUACUGAAGAAGAGCCAAUUUCACCCACUACAGUGACGACUAGUUUCUUCCAUGGCAAAGCAAAAAGAGGACAGUCACUUGAUCUUGAAAGAGGGGACCAUUCUAACCAGCUAAAGGAGCCUCUACUGGAAGCAGACCACGAUAUUGAGCUAGCUUCACCUUGUGGUGAUAUACACAGUGCUCCUGAACAAGUUGAGAGUGGGAAGUUUCGUCGGAGAGCUAAUAAAUGGCGACGAGGUAUGAGGCUGCCCAAAGGGAGGACCCGACGGAAGACAGUGAAUGAUAAGUUUAUUGACUCUUCCAAGAACACUCCUCACUAUGUCAAGCACUGUGCAUCAGAUAACAUGCUGGCGAGAGCAAGACUGCGUAUAUUGCAUGGUGUGGAGUCAAAUAUCACCAAAUCUCUGAGUCUUUUGGUGCUGGUUGCAUACAUUGGUCUGAACACUGCUCAGCUGGUACUGUACGAUACCACCGUCCCUUUUGCUGUGGACGAGGUGUUGCAGCUGCUGGAGCUCAUCUUUGUCACUAUCUUCUCCGUGGAGGUGGGGCUCAGGGUUGUCGGUCAGGGGAGAGUGUACUUUCGUCGUUGGUUUGAAGUGUUUGAUCUGAUCAUAGUCACUUUGUCCACCGUCCUCACCAUUGUGUAUGUGCUACUGGUAGACGCAACCAAGUUCAGAGUGGCUACUGCAACCAUUGCCAUCAGGGUCAUCAGUGGUCUGCGGUACAUUGCUCUGGCGCGUUGUAUACGUCUGUUGUUUUGGUCCAGAGUCAUGGAUGAACAAAGAAGCAUCAUCACCUACGUCAGAUCAAAGGUAUCACAGAACAAGAGGCGUUAUGUAGAUGAGGAUUUUAACCUUGACUUGACGUAUGUGACAAACCGUGUGAUUGCCAUGUCUUUCCCAGCCAGUGGCAGUCGCUCCCUUUAUCGUAACUCCAUUCAAGAGGUGGGAAGAUUCCUGGACAAGAUGCACUUUGGUCAUUACAGAGUCUAUAACCUCUGCUCCGAGAGAGAAUAUGAUACGAGUUAUUUCCACAAUCAAGUGCAGCGGAUUCUCAUAGACGACCACAACGUUCCAAAGUUCACGGAUUUAGUUGACUUCUGUGAAGAUGCGUUCACUUGGAUAGAAGCUAGCCAGAAGAAUGUCAUUGUGGUGCACUGCAAGGGAGGGAAAGGUCGUACCGGAACCAUGAUCUCUGCCUGGUUGGUGAGGUCUGGUCUCUUUGAAGAGGCGAGGGAUAGCCUGGAUUAUUUCACGCUUCGGCGCACAGACAAGUCCAGAGGGAAGAAGACACAAGGUGUGGACACACCCAGUCAGAGUCGCUACGUUUGCUAUUACCAGCAACUGAUCGCUGUCAUGAACAGAAACUUACCACCACCAGUAGCAUUGAGAAUGACUAACUUGACACUGCAUGGGAUAUCAGGGCUUGGCAGAGGAGAUGGUUCAGACUGGAGGUUUGAAGUGUACCUUGGUGAGGAUAUCGUCUUUGAGUGCUCUCUAGACUCUCCCAAUGCGAACGUAACACGGAUUAAUUUCGACCAAAAUACAAGCAGUAUUGAAGUGGUAUUCACGCCAACUAAACCUGUUAUCUUAAUUGAUGAUGUCAAAUUCAAGUUUUACACCACCAACCGUUCCAUUCCCACUGACAGUGAUAAGUGUCAUUUCUACUUUUGGUUUCAUACCACGUUCAUUGAAAAUAACAGGUUCUUCCUGGAGCGAGAAGAAUUAGACAAUCUCCAUAAGUCCAAACUGCACAGGUACUACCCGGUCGGGUUCGCUGUGGAGAUGGCGUUUGAGAGAUCAAGUGACUUGAGUGGUACCUACUCUGUGAUCGAAAAUAGACCGACUGGGAGUGCCUUAUCAGUAGACUAAGUGUUUAGUGUGGGUGGAUUGUUCUAAUGGCUUAUUAUGAUUUCUACGUCUCUAGCUAUCUCACAACAUUUUUAUCACCCAAUUUAAUUUGGAACUUGGCUUGUCGCAUGGUUACACCCUGUUUUAUUAAUGAAAUGUUUACAGUUUGA